This is a messenger RNA of Aspergillus homomorphus CBS 101889, 3831 nucleotides long. Its product is annotated as transcription factor TFIIIB subunit BRF1. The transcript is spliced from 12 exons. The coding region runs from base 406 to 3642 and encodes 1078 amino acids. The record is from RefSeq and is a predicted model, not a curated record. Gene Ontology annotation, cellular component: membrane. NCBI's taxonomy places the organism in Eukaryota, Fungi, Ascomycota, Eurotiomycetes, Eurotiales, Aspergillaceae. Gene Ontology annotation, biological process: DNA-templated transcription initiation; transcription preinitiation complex assembly; transmembrane transport. Gene Ontology annotation, molecular function: carbohydrate:proton symporter activity; TBP-class protein binding.
CCUCUCCCUUUCCACCAAGGGAAAAACCACUUAUCGCGACUUCUUCCAGCUGUGACGCGUGUCGACACGUCUUCCUCUCGUCGCGAUCUUCAUCUUCACCACGAUCUCUCUAGCAGCAAACCAACAGAGGAAGAGGUGCAUCUGCACAAUCAGCGCGGAGGUACCCCGCAUCUCCCUUUCUUUGUCAACCCUUUUUUUUUCUUUCAAGCUCGACUUUCUCACCUUCUAUACUGUUUGCUUCCCGAAGUCCGACAGUGGUUCGGAAUUCCGCAGAUCAUCUUGGCCACUCAUCUACUCGAUGAUAAAACAUAUGGCGUAACAUCUUGCUCAAGCAUCUCCCCUCAAUAUAUUCACCAAUCAUUUGACCAAUAGGGGCUUUCCUCUCCGGAGAUCCAGUCUUGCAUCAUGUCCGUUCCAAGACCCGGGAUGCGGCCAAUGCCACCCCGGAAUGGCCCGAGGGCACCUCCGAUGGGACGUCUGGCCAGUCUCAAGCCACCAAGCUCCACGCCGAUCAGGCGUCCACAGCCCAUCUCCCGGCCUCAACCAGUCAGACCGACGACCCAUCCCAAAACCACCACCUGUCCGAACCCAGGCUGUCCUGCCCCUCAUAUCGUGGAGGAUGACGGCCAGAAGGUCUGUUCCGGGUGUGGUACGGUCAUCAGUGAGGCCAACAUCGUCUCCGAAGUCACCUUCGGUGAAACCUCCUCCGGUGCGGCUGUCGUUCAGGGAACGUUCGUCGGCGAGGACCAGUCUCACGUCCGCAGCACGGGCCCUGGCCGGUUCCAUGGAGGGACCGAGAGCCGCGAGCUUACGGAAGCGAACGGUAAUCGCUAUAUCACGCAGCUCUCUCGUGCUUUGAUGAUCCCCGAGAGUGCCUCCAAGGCUGCUACUCAAGUGUUCAAACUCGCGGUCGGGCUGAAUUUCAUCCAAGGUCGCAGAACCAAGACUGUUGCGGCCGUCAGUUUAUACAUUGCCUGCCGUCGUCAGGACGGCAACACGGUCAUGCUCAUCGAUUUUGCCGAUGUGCUUAUGCUCAACGUCUUCAAACUGGGUCGGACCUACAAGGCCCUCUUAGAAGAGCUACGCCUGGGAGGCACUAUCUUUCUCAUGAACCCGAUCGAUCCCGAGAGUCUGAUAUAUAGAUUUGCCAAACAACUGGAAUUUGGGCCCAGCACAAUGCAGGUGGCCAGCGAAGCCGUCCGCAUUGUGCAGCGCAUGAAUCGAGAUUGGAUGACCACAGGUCGUCGUCCCGCCGGUAUCUGUGGUGCAGCGUUAAUCCUUGCUGCCCGCAUGAAUAACUUUCGUCGCACGGUUCGAGAGGUAGUAUAUGUGGUGAAAGUAACCGAGAUUACCAUUAGUCAACGUCUGAAUGAAUUCAGUUCGACCGAAAGUGGUGAGCUCACCGUCGACCAGUUCCGUUCCGUUCAACUGGAAAACGCGCAUGACCCGCCCUCGUUCGCUCGGUCCAGAGAGGGUCGAAAACCCUCGCGGUCCUUCAAGAGGAAACCCGCUGAAACGGCCGCAGAAAUUGAAGGAGAUGUACCGGAAGUACAGCAGCCGAGACGGGUAGACUCCGAUGGCUUUGCCAUUCCAAAUCUUCCCAUUGAUCCGGCGUUGAUGGCAGCCGAUCAUAGCCAUAGACGGUUGUCGACUGCCUCCGCGACAAGCGAUGCGAUAUCCGACACUGGGGAUGACCCCGCUGCGAGUCGCGCAAAAUCGAAGAGACCCCAGAUGCCACCUCCCUCGGCGGAACAACUUGCGUCCGAGGAGGCGCUGGAAAAUGAAAUGGCCUCCUACUUGACACAGGGCUCGAACAUGGUUGAGAGCACAGUCAUCCCGCCCAAGCCAGCAGUGUCCGAUAGCGCAGAGAUCGAUGCUGCCGAGUUUGAGUCGGACCCCGAAGUGGCCUAUUGCUUACUGACACCCGCUGAAGUCGAGAUCAAAGAGCGAAUUUGGGUGCAUGAAAACAAAGACUAUCUACGAGCACAGCAAGCCAAGGCUUUGAAACGUGCCUUGGCCGAAGCUGAAUCUCAGCCUGGGGCUGACGGCCGCGUACAUAAACCCCGGAAACGCCGAGAAGACGGUGAUGGACGCAGCACUCGUGCCUCCACCCCCGCGGAAGCAACGCGUCGAAUGUUGGAACGGAGAGGAUUUAGUAAAAAGAUCAACUACCGACUUUUGGAUUCCCUUUUCGACGAAGGGGGCGCCGACGAGGCCUCCAAGGCAAAGGCUGAAAGUCUCAGUCGAAGCCAGAGCCGUUACAAUCAGGGGAUAUACUCGGGGAUCGUGUCAAAUGAGAAUUUCCUGGGGAUGGUGGACCACCCCGGUUCGGCCAUGGUUGGAUUCAUCGUGGCCAUAUACAACCUGGGAUGUCUACUGGGGACGUUGAUUUCCUUCCUGCAGAGUGACAAGCUAGGGUUCCGGAGGUCGAUGUGGUUCUCCAUGGCAGUGAUCAUGAUUGGAGGCACCGCCCAAACAUGUUCCUUUUCCAGGACUCAAAUCCUGGCGACCCGAUUCUUCACGGGCAUUGGCACCGGGGUGAUGACAGCAGCCGUGCCAGUGUAUCAAUCGGAAUUGUGUGAUGCACGGAAACGAGGAAUGUACGUCUGCAGCCAGCCUCUCGCAGUCAGUAUCGGCAUCUGCGUGGCCUAUUGGUUCGAUUACGGACUGAGCUAUGUCGACGGCUCCAUCAGUUGGCGACUCCCCAUCGCUUGUCAGCUCCUUCUUGCCGCUGGCGUGGCUACCCUUAUCCUCGGAUUGCCGGAGAGUCCCCGAUGGCUGUAUCGCCAUAAUAGAGAGGCCGCCGCGUUGCGCGUGCUCUGCGACUUCUACGACCGGCAGGCGGACGACCCGAAAGUUAUUCAGGAGGCAGAGGGCAUUCGCAGGGCCAUCGAGGCUGACAACGCUCGCGGCGAGUACAGGUGGUCGCAGAUCUUCAAGAAGGAUGAGCUCCACACUGGCCGACGAGUCUUGCUGGCCUAUGGGCUGCAGUUCAUCAACCAAAUGGGCGGCGUCAAUGUGAUCGUUGUAAUCCUGCAAUACAACGUCGGCCUCGACGCCAAGCUGAGUUUACUGCUAGGUGGAGUGAUCGAGCUCAUGUUUGUCAUAGGAUCCUUUUAUCCCACGUUCUACGCCGAUCGCCUGGGACGUCGAGGCCCGAUGAUGUGGGGAUCAUUCGGGCAGUUCUUAUGCAUGCUACUGAUCUCCAUUCUUCUGUCAUUCAAAGGAACCAGCCUCGAAAGACCAGCCGCCACGGCAUCAGUGCCGUUCUUCUUCCUGUUCAUGCUCAUCUUCGGCGCCUCGAUUAACUGCAUACCGUGGGUGUACGGACCGGAGAUCCUUCCCCUGCAUGUUCGCAAUAAAGGGUCCGCCAUCGGCAUCUCCGCCAACUGGCUGUGGAAUUUCUUUACGGCCAUGAUCGCCCCAAUCCUCAUCCGGGAUUUGGAAUGGAAGGGGUAUCUGAUCUUCAUGUGUUUGAAUCUUUCGUUUGUGCCGAUCAUCUAUUUCUAUUACCCCGAGACAGCGAACAUGAGUCUCGAGACUAUCGACCAGCUCUUCAUGGAUAAGAAGCCGUGCACGAACUGCCUGGCAUCGCUUGAGGAGAUAACACUUGUUUCCACUGAGGUGCGCACAUUUAGAUGAUGGCCCCUCUCUUUGAUCUUUCAGCUCCUUCCUAGUCUUACGAUAGUCCUCGUUGUCUUUCUUUGAGAUAUAUACUUUUUUUAAGGCCAGGAUGGCACGGGGUCAGCGAUCAAAGACGCGAAGUCGAACCCGAAGCUGAAGCCGGGCGGAUCGAUCGCCGCUUCACCCUGGCUCGGAACGGAGUCCUGG